Molecule: messenger RNA, 1335 nt
Organism: Rasamsonia emersonii CBS 393.64
Lineage: Eukaryota; Fungi; Ascomycota; Eurotiomycetes; Eurotiales; Trichocomaceae
Exons: 3
Coding region: 1-1335 (444 amino acids)
Biological process (GO): regulation of DNA-templated transcription
Molecular function (GO): zinc ion binding; DNA-binding transcription factor activity, RNA polymerase II-specific
Source: RefSeq, a predicted model, not a curated record
AUGGUUUACAACGGUAAGCCAAGCACUGGAUGUUAUCUGUGUCGCCGGCGGAAGAUCAAGUGCGAUGAGGCUAGGCCUGGCUGCCGGAAUUGUUUCGUGUAUGGGAAAGAGUGUCCUGGAUAUCGGCCUGCAAUCGUCUUCCAGAAUGAGCCUGCAACUGCCCAUUUCAGAAGAUGGAGGAGUCCGGUCAGAAAAGGCAGUUCGAGUUUCGCCGAUUCGACUCUUUCCGAGAAUACCUCACUGGUGUCUCGUUUAAGAUACCUUGCUGAUGCGACAUGGGAAGACCGGGCACUCUGCUAUUUCUUUGACCAAUAUACGAUCCCAAAGAAGUCUGAUGGUGCUCUCGGCAUUUUAGAGUCUAUUCCAGCUCUAUACAUACUCUGCCGGGAGAAUGAGGUGGCAGGGAGUUCUUCCUUAUGUUUGCGAUGGGCCGUGGAUGCGGUAGCUCUCAGCGCCUUCGCCCAUGAAGCCAAUGCCUCUCAUCUAGACUACCAGGCGAGGAAGAGGUAUGGGAUGGCGCUGCGUGGCCUUCGUGAGGCGCUUGCGUCCCCCACGGAAUCAGCAAAGGAUGAAACGCUCGCUGCGAUCCUCCUGCUCGCCAUUUUCGAGGACAUCAAUGUUGAACUCUUUGACCCUUCGGAUCCAUUACAGCAGUUAAUGUCCACUGUGACGAAAAUAAGUCGUUUGGUGCUGGAUGCUCAGUGUCCGCUCUCCGCAAAGAAUGUCGACAGCGCCGUGACCAGAGCACACUUUCAUUUCCGUAUCAUGCACGCAAAGACAUUGGAUUCGGAAUUGGGACGCUGGUGUCGAAAUCUUCCUCAUGAGUGGCUCCCCAGGGUUGUGUACUCGAUGCCCGGGGAAUCUUUGCUGACAUACCUUGAUGUCCCAACUGGCUCUCUCUGGAACUUCUAUCGGUCUGCACGGAUCAUCCUGCAGAGUAUGAUCCAGAAUAUGUAUGAAAUGGUCGAGUCGCUGCCUGGCGAAUACCCAGAAGAUGAAGUCAACGAUGUCUCUGCCGAUGUGACACCAUCUGAUAUGAUCCGCGACCUGAUCUCUGAUAUAUGCAAGAGCAUCCCAUUUACAUUGGGAGAUGUUGAUAUGAUGGGGAAUCCAGCCCAGCCAGCCAGCAAUUCGUCAGGACUGGGAGAGCGUCGCAACAACUCACGGCUCCGAGCGAUAGAGGGGUACGAGUUAAUAUGGCCAUUAUGGGGCAUCUGUACCAACAAUCACUCUACCCCGAGGCAAAAGCGUCAAGCUAGGAAUGCAUUGCAGCGGCUUGGGUCGAUUCUUGGAAUCAAGUUGGCAUCUCGGCUGGCUGAUGCAAUUGAACCUUGA